AUUUACUAGGCUGGUAAUACACAUUGCUUCAACACGCUAUGCCCUGGAUUUGUCAUUGUAAGUAGUAAGUACCCUGUUGAUGGGGUCUUUGAUCCAGUUACACAACGUGGAGAUAAAAAAGUAUUGGAGAUCGCAAUGUUCAUCGAACGAGAUCUAGCCAAUGGAAACUGGUGGCUUUUGUUUGGUGAAAGCAACGAACAAGUUGGUUUUUGGCCUCAAAGGAUUUUCAAUAACUUGGCAAGCUUUGCUACUAGUGUUGAGUGGGGAGGAGUAGCGUACAGUCCACCAGGCGUGUCUGAACCUCCAAUGGGCUCCAGCUGUUUUCCUAUUGGAGAUCCAAAUUACGAUGCUUAUUGUAGGAGACUUAAUGUUUUAAAUGAUAAUGGUGAGACAGUAGAUAUAGACAAAACGACUGUACGUGUUGAUGAUUCUGAUCGGUAUGGUGUUAUGGAUGUACCACAUUGGAGAGGUGGAAAGUAUCAGCAUAUGGCAUUUUAUGGAGGACCUGGUGGGUUUGAGACAUUAUGUUAA
This is a messenger RNA of Nicotiana tabacum (common tobacco), 531 nucleotides long. NCBI's taxonomy places the organism in Eukaryota, Viridiplantae, Streptophyta, Magnoliopsida, Solanales, Solanaceae. The record is from RefSeq and is a predicted model, not a curated record.